UUUAAACACAAACAUGCUGUACUAGCACGGUGCCCCUUCAGACUUGGUAGUAACUCAGACGUCAUAAAACCGGAAGUCAACCCUUUAACGUGACAUUACGCAUGCGCAUGCCUCUCGCGUCUUCGACCUCUACUACAAGCCGACAGCAGACACUGAAUCCACGCCAGCACCUUUGGGUGACCUGACAAAUACGUCCCUUCGCUAUGUACGCCUGUGCUAAGUUCGUCUCCACGCCCUCUCUGGUCCGUGCAGGAUCCCGGGUUCUGUACAGACCACUCUCAGCAGCAGUAGUCUCAGAUGCCAGAAAAGCAGAAACUGCUUCACUCCUGGCACCACAGAGCCUUGCAGCCUCCCAGCAGCAGAUGGCAGUGAGGGGAUUCCAGACAAGCGCUGUGAGCCGUGACAUUGACACUGCUGCUAAAUUUAUUGGAGCAGGAGCUGCCACUGUGGGAGUUGCUGGGUCUGGUGCUGGAAUUGGAACAGUGUUCGGUAGCCUUAUUAUUGGAUAUGCCAGGAACCCCUCUCUGAAGCAGCAGCUGUUCUCUUAUGCCAUCCUGGGCUUCGCUCUGUCUGAAGCUAUGGGUCUUUUCUGUCUGAUGGUUGCAUUCCUUAUUCUGUUUGCCAUGUAAACCAGCUUGGCAUUUGCUGUAAAGAGAUGCAUCAAAAUGUUACCAAGAAUUAGCAGUUUGAGAUGACCUUGAGUGGUUUCAGCUUAUGUGGCCCAUUCUUGUUCAUUGGUGUCUAGAAGAUUGUGAACCCACUGAUGUAUGAAACUCUGGCAAACCCAACUCAUUUUUAAUGAUGGUUUUGUCGCUAUAUUGUAUAUUUAAUCAAAUGUUUUUGUUAACAAACAUGCAACCGAUAACAGAAGUAAAAUGUUUAAUUCAU
Scatophagus argus is the source of this 888-nucleotide messenger RNA. Its product is annotated as ATP synthase F(0) complex subunit C3, mitochondrial-like. The transcript is spliced from 5 exons. Gene Ontology annotation, molecular function: proton transmembrane transporter activity. Gene Ontology annotation, biological process: proton motive force-driven ATP synthesis; proton transmembrane transport. The record is from RefSeq and is a predicted model, not a curated record. Lineage: Eukaryota; Metazoa; Chordata; Actinopteri; Scatophagidae. Bases 204 to 629 code for a protein of 141 amino acids.